AUGAACCCGGUCGCUAAACUCGGGAUAGCCCACACGACGGCGUCGGUCGACCAGCUUACCGUAACCGAGUUUCCGACCGGCCCGAACGCUCUGCGGCUGUUCAUACCCAACAUCGACAUUUGCAGCGGUGGUGAAUCUGCAGCUGCCAAGAGGACUCGUGCCGUGGGUUGUGGAGGUGGUGGAGGCGUUGGUGGAGUAGAUGCCCGUAACGAGAGUGCUCGGAGCCCGAAUUCGGACAACCAUCGCAAACGGUCAAACGUGAACGACUGCGCAAAAAACUGA
Macrosiphum euphorbiae (potato aphid) is the source of this 282-nucleotide messenger RNA. NCBI's taxonomy places the organism in Eukaryota, Metazoa, Arthropoda, Insecta, Hemiptera, Aphididae. The record is from the annotation of a GenBank genome assembly.